AAAUAUUAACCAUAAAGAAUAAAAUACUCAAUUUAACUAAACGCACCACUGACAGUACUGCGCAGAAGCGCGCCUUUACGCAGCUUUUAUUACGCAGUUGGUAGAAUUGAACUGUUUCCUCCAAGCCGUGACCGGACGCCAUUAGCACGCCACCGGACAAAAAGCUGUCAUAGUUUGUCUUUAUUGUGAAAAUUGAAGGUUUUUUUCGUAAAUUUUAAUAGUUGUGUUUAUAAUUCUCAAAAGUAAAGUUUCUUCAAAAUGUCUGAUGAAAAAAAGGGAGAAAGCGAACACAUCAACUUAAAAGUAUUAGGUCAGGAUAAUGCUAUUGUCCAGUUCAAAAUAAAGAAACACACGCCUCUGAGGAAACUGAUGAAUGCAUAUUGCGAUAGAGCGGGUCUAUCAAUGCAAGUAGUACGAUUCAGAUUCGACGGGCAGCCUAUCAAUGAAAAUGACACGCCUACAUCACUUGAAAUGGAAGAGGGCGACACAAUAGAAGUGUACCAGCAGCAGACUGGUGGAGCGUUUUUAGUGUAAUUAUAGCAUAAGGAACUGUCCAUUUCCCAUGGGAAGAUCGCUGUGGUGUGCCCAUCUCAAACAUUUUACAUUUAAGUUAAUUUUAAUAACUAUGUUGGUAUCUGAAGAAUGACAGAAGGAAAUUUCAGGACAUGAAAUUAUUGCAACAUAUGCUCCUGAGGUUUUCCUCUUAAUUAGGACGAAAUGUGGUAUGCCAAAUACAAGUAAAAAGAAUUCCAUUGUGAUAAUUUUUAGUUGACACGUCUAAUACAACAGCCAGUAUUUUUUUAUGCUGAGGUACUAAGGCAUUUCAUAUUUCUUUAUGUGGUAACAUGUAAUUUAUUGGACAUGUGUCCAUAUCAGUUAAAAGUCUGUAACCACUAAUGUACCUAUCUUCUGAAAUAAAGUAAAUGUAAUAAUAAUGUGUAUUUAAUUUUCCCCUCA
Diatraea saccharalis (sugarcane borer) is the source of this 957-nucleotide messenger RNA. The record is from the annotation of a GenBank genome assembly. NCBI's taxonomy places the organism in Eukaryota, Metazoa, Arthropoda, Insecta, Lepidoptera, Crambidae.